AUGACCUACAACCUAUUAUCAGACAUUCCAUCAAAGAAAUUAAUUUUGGACUUUGCUGAAAAUAUAUUUCCAUCACCUGAUCAAAAUUACAUUUGCCAAAGCAGUGAUAAAAAUGAAGAAAAUGUACAUUGCCCUCAACAGGGCCAUUUCCUUUCAAGUCCACUCAAAACAACAAAAAAAAACAGACUACCACCUGCAAAUCAAGGUUCACCAUUUAAAUCUGCUGUGUCUACUGUAUCCUUUUACAACAAAAAUAAAUGGUACCUCAACCCAUUAGAGAGAAAAUUGAUAAACGAGAAUAGGUCCAUUUGUCUAAAAACUAAUAAUGAAGACAAAUCUUUUCCCGUGGUGACAGAAAAAAUGCAGGGAAAACCAGUCUGCUCUAAGAGAUUGAAUAAAAAACCGCAAAAGAGUUUAACUUCUAAAUAUCAACCAAAAUAUAAAUGCAUCAAGCCUCUAUCAAAGAAUUCUAAAAAUCCCAAGCAAAAUCGAGUGGCCUAUAAGCCCAUUGUAGAGAAAGAGAAUAAUUAUUAUUCGGCUCAAAAUAAUCUGAAUGCUCCUCGGGUUCUAAGCCAAAAAGUCAAACCACAAGUUACACUCCAGGGUGGAGCGGCAUUUUUUGUUAGUAGAAAAAAGCCCUGUCUUAGAAAACUGACUCUGGAAAACAAGCCAUUACUGGGACUCACACAAAAGAAUAUAUCAGACGUGAUCGAAGAUUCUGAUGUAGAGACUGUCAGUAAAAGAAAAACUUUUGAGACAAGGCAAGUGCCAAAGUGCUUGUUACUAGAAAAAGAACCAAGCAUCGAGCUGCCUCAUGAAAGAAGUAAAAAUGAAGAGAAAUCAAUAAAGGAUUCAUUAGGUGGAGUAGUUUCUUUAAGAGAAGGUAUGCCUAAUGAAAAUAAGUGUUUUCCUUCAGAGGAUUCUCUCAGUGAAAACAAAGCAGUUUCUCCUGAGUCCAUUGUCUAUCCCAUCUUCAGUGUGUCUUCGGUCAAUACAAAAAGAUCUUUAGUUGACGAACAGUCUUCUGUGGGAUCCGUCAUAUCUGCUAACUUCUUGAAGCAGAUCAACACGCAGAAAAGUACUAAUACCAGAGAUGCAAAUAAAGAAACAAAAGAGCAGCUCAUCAUUGACGCAGGUCAGAAACACUUUGGAGCCACCAUGUGUAAGUCUUGCGGUAUGAUCUACACUGCCUCCAGUCCUGAAGAUGAACUGCAGCAUGUUCAGCAUCACUACAGAUUUCUGGAGGGCAUCAAAUACACAGGCUGGAAAAAAGAACGCGUAGUAGCAGAGUUUUGGGAUGGGAAAAUUGUGCUGGUCCUGCCACAUGAUCCAAGUUAUGCUCUCAGAAAGGUGGAGGACGUCCAAGAACUUGUUGAUAAUGAAUUGGGCUUCCACCAAGCUGUUCCCAGAUGUCCAAACAAAACCAAGACUUUUCUCUUCAUAUCUGAUGAAAAGAGAGUAGUUGGGUGUUUAAUUGCAGAGCCCAUCAAACAGGCCUUCCGUGUCCUUUCUGAACCAAUUGGUCCAGAAUCCUCAAGCUCUAAAGAAUGUCACCGGGCUUGGCAAUGUUCAGAUGUACCAGAACCUGCAGUCUGUGGAAUAAGUAGAAUCUGGGUCUUCAGACUAAAACGAAGAAAGCGCAUCGCACGACGAUUGGUAGAUACUGUCAGGAAUUGCUUCAUGUUUGGCUGUUUUCUCAAGAUUGACGAAAUAGCAUUUUCUGACCCAACACCAGAUGGCAAGUUAUUUGCAACCAAAUAUUGCAACACCCCUAAUUUCCUUGUAUACAAUUUUAAUAGUUGAAGCCAGUGUCUACUAUAGAACAGUUACUGUGUGGAUGAGUUCAGAUAGCCCCAUAUCAUAUAAUAUUUAGCAAAUAUCAAAAUAAAUAUACUAAGAUACACACAUACACAAAAACCUGUAUCGGUUUUGUUCCUU
Molecule: messenger RNA, 1938 nt
Organism: Neomonachus schauinslandi (Hawaiian monk seal)
Lineage: Eukaryota; Metazoa; Chordata; Mammalia; Carnivora; Phocidae
Gene: ESCO2
Product: establishment of sister chromatid cohesion N-acetyltransferase 2
Exons: 10
Coding region: 1-1803 (600 amino acids)
Biological process (GO): mitotic sister chromatid cohesion
Cellular component (GO): chromatin; nucleus
Molecular function (GO): protein-lysine-acetyltransferase activity
Source: RefSeq, a predicted model, not a curated record